Molecule: messenger RNA, 895 nt
Organism: Cornus florida
Lineage: Eukaryota; Viridiplantae; Streptophyta; Magnoliopsida; Cornales; Cornaceae
Product: glycine-rich protein A3-like
Exons: 3
Coding region: 177-728 (183 amino acids)
Source: RefSeq, a predicted model, not a curated record
ACUAUUCAUAUUUGUAAUGAACAACUUUUUAUUCCCUUCUCUGACGAUAUUUCUCAAAUAUCUAAUGAACGAGUCCAUUCAUCUUUUUCCAUAAGUAAUUCGGAUCUUGCAUUCUGGUAGCUUGUCAGCAACUUCUUUUUAGUUGGUGGUAUCAUUAGUUGUGUGCGGAAGAAAACAUGGGGGGUGGAAAGGACAAGCAUGACGAUUCUGACAAAGGGCUUUUCUCGCAUCUCGCUCAUGGUGCCGCUAGUCUUGCUCAUGGCCAGCACGGGUAUCCUCCUGGACAAUACCCUCCACCACCUGGAGCAUAUCCUCAGCAAGGCUAUCCACCAGCAGGAUAUCCUCAGCAAGGAUAUCCUCCGCAAGGCGGCUAUCCACCAGCAGGCUAUCCUCAGCAAGGCUAUCCACCAGCCGGAUAUCCUGGUUCAUCUGCUCCACAUCAUGGAGGGCAUGGACCUGGCAUGGGAUCAUUGCUAGCUGGGGGUGCUGCAGCUGCAGCAGCUGCAUAUGGCGCUCAGCACGUGGGACAUGGUGGUGGUCACCAUGGACAGGGUGCUUACUAUGGACAGGGUGGUGCUCAGUAUGGACAUGGAGUUCCCCAUGGAUAUGGGCAUGGGCAUGGCAAGUUCAAGCAGCAUGGCAAGUUCAAGCAGGGGAAACACGGGAAGCACGGGAAAUUUGGGAAGCAUGGCGGGUUUGGGGGAGGCAAGUUCAAGAAGUGGAAGUAAACUGCGUUCUGCAAUUGAAUAUAUAUCAACUACAGAUGCCGAUUCUCGUUUUAAUGAAUAAACUAAACUAUACAUGUUAUGGAUGAUGGCCAGGACUUCUAUGGCUGUACACUCCGAAAUUAUUGGCUUGAUAUGUUGGAAUUUAUUGCAUGGAGUAUUUGGCUUUA